GCGCACAUACACCUGUGUUCAUGCGGCUGGUAUAUAACUAUAUAUAUGUAUGUGUGUUUGUUGAAAUCAAGUGCGAAUGUGUGGCCUGUCAUAAAACGCUAAAAACGCGGGAGAUAUUUUCGAAAAGCGCUCCAACAGCAGAGUGUCAGUGUAUUGGUGGAUUGGUGGGAGAGAAUCGCCUGUAAAUGUAAGAUAAGAGCGCGCAAAUAUCCCCUGUAAGAGCGACAGCGCUGGGCUCCAAAGCGCACUGAUCGACAGAGGGAGCAUGCCGGGCGACGGCGAAAUCAGCCAGUGCCCAUGGCUCACUGACUGGCCGAUGUGCCAGGGCUUGAUUUAAAUUCAAAGCAUACAGACGUUCAGUGGUCUUUGACGACGAAAGACCAGAUCAGUUGAGAUCACGAUCAGCUCGGUGGCACGACGCGUUUAAAUCAAUAGCACCGCAAGUACCUAGUACAUAACAAUAACAACACUUGCAUACGAAUAUUCAAUAACAACAAAUAUCGAUCAGAAUCAGAAACAAAAGAAGAAUAAUCGCAGAUUGAACGAAAGAAUUGUAAAUAACUAAAAAUAUCUAAGUGCAUACGAACACACCUCCACAGAUCGGGAAAUCGUUUUGUCUCACUUGAUUUUCCGGUGGAAUACUUUAAUUCUCUUUGUUGGUUGUUUUUAUCUUUGUUUAUUUUGCUCCAACACACAUUUUGCUUGUUUGCCAUUGUUGAUACAAAAAGAUUACAAGGCGGUAUAGAUAUAAAAAAUUCGAUGUGGAAAUAAUUGUGAGCGCAUAAGUGUAACAAAAGAGAAGAAAAACGAAAGAAAAAAACUGAAAAAUGCAUCCGAAGAAAGUGUAAAUGUUCAAAAUAGAGAGAAAUUCAAAUAAUAAUAAAAAUAUAUAGUGAAAUAUAUUACAGAAAAACGUGAAAAAUACUUACAUACAUACAUAUAUGUAUAUACAUAUGUGAGUGUAUGUGACAAAAAUAUGUCAGCUGUGGACAGUGAGCUAUGUGUGAAAUUCCUGCAACAAAAAAAUUAACGGAGCUAUUACAGCAAAAAAUUACGACUAGGAGAUUUAUCUAAAAUGAGUUAUAUAAGCUAAUAGUGUCAGCUGUGUGGGCUAUCUUCAAACAGUUAAGAGGAGCAUACCUAAUAUUUGGUAUAUACAUAUGUAUACUUAUAAACCUCAUUUAUUUCUGAAUAAAUGUAAAACUAGAAAUAGCUUGAAAUUUAUUUUGCUCCUUUUGGAACAAUAUAUUCCUACAAACAUAGUCACAUACUUAUGUACAUGAACCAAGCAAAGUUGAAGAAAAAUAUAAAUCACAGAAUUUAAGUAUAUACAAACCAGCAUAAGUCUGAUUGUCUAUAAGUGGGUGGUUCUUCUACUUAGAGACAUAAUGAGGUUUUCCCUUCUUUAAAGUGAAAAUAAACCGUAAAUUUGUGGCACAGCAAAAAAAGUAUAGACGUAAUCACGCCAGCCCCAAAAGUGUAUACGCCGCACAGCAACAAAGGUGUUAUAAUGAUUAUUUCCAAAGAUCUCUUUAUAUUCGGCGAACAAAUUUUUGCAACAAUCAUCCCAGAAAGCGGAACGUCACCGACCGCACAGCAACAACAAGCGACAACGCAACAACAACAGGUAUCGCCACAGGACUCGGUGGCAAUUAUAAAUACAACAACACCAUUUACGACCGACAUCGAGGCAGCGGCUGAAAUACUGCCCACUUUGAAUGCAGUUGAUGCAACAACCAAAUCGUCAAAGAAACCAUCAACAAAGGAACUCAAAAGCGGUGCAACAACAACAGCAUCGAUCGUUUACGGAGCAGCUGAUUCCAGCGUGCUUUUAGAUGCAAAAUUGCAGGCAGCCCCAAAGGAAGUGCAACUAAACAAUAAACAGUACUGCCAUCAAUUGCAACAACAGCAACCGCAACAGCAAAUGAGAACAAGAAGCAGAGAAAGCCAACAAAAGAGCCAAAGCGGCAGCGAAAACGGCUGCAGGACAAAUAAGUUGAAUACGAAUAGCACGGGAAAGCGACAACAACAGUUGCAACACGAACGCUUGCUGAACAGUUUCGGUGCGACGGCAACCAGCACAACAACGGCGACCGCGCCAGCGACAGCGACAGGAAACCACGCGGCGACAUCGGUGAUCAUUCAGCUUGAGGAAGACGCCAACGGCAAGAAGAAGCCAUUAAUGAAGAGAAAUUUCACAAAGAUAAUUGCAAAGCCGCUAAUUGCAGCAACAGCCAACACUGGUACUAACAUUGGCACUAGCACUGGCACUGGCAGUGGAAGUGGCGCGAACACGAACGGUGGCACGGUGACGAUCGCAGGCAUAGACGCAACCGCAACAGCGCCUUUUGAGGAGGCAAAUCAAACAAACGAUUUCGCAACACACGAGGUAACGCCACUGCUGCCAGCCGACCGCAUUGAACUGCAAAUACAACAACAGCAGCAGCCGCAGCCGCAGCCACAGCCACAGUCACAGCAGCAAUUGGAGCACACAAUCACCGAUCGUCGUCUACAACUACAACUUCACUUGCCAGCGGCAGAGGAAGGUGCUACCACCGACGAUCUGCCAAGCGCUUCGACCACAACAACAAUUGCCGCCACUUCCGAUCGCGGCAGUUACGACACGACUGCCAUUGUCGAGUCACCUUUUGCCGGCCACAAUUCAAGUCUAAACUCCGACGAGGAUUUGCCGUCAUUGACAACAACAACAACAACAACAACGGCUACAAUGAGCAAAGUCAUUUUGGGCAACAACACAAGCAGCGAUCAAACGAUGUCUACAUUUCCUUUCAUAUCCGAUGCGGAGCCGCACCACCGCACGCUACAGUUGUCAUUCCAGAAUAUAAACGUACUCCACAACGAACGCCAGAUUCUCUCCGAUGUGAGUGGCUCAGUAAGGCCCGGUGAGGUUUUAGCCGUAAUGGGCCCAUCUGGCAGUGGGAAGACCACAUUGCUCGACUGCCUCAGCGGGCAGCGUCGCUUCGAUAGUGGCGGUGUUUACCUUAAUCGCGAGCCGCUCUCGAAAAAGUGGCGCCGCAAGAUCUGUUAUGUGCUGCAAGAGGAGAUAUUUUUCUCUGGGCUGACCCUUAGAGAGACCGUUACGUACACGGCAUUGUUACGGCUGCCAGAGAAAAUGCCAAAGUCGGAGAAAAUUCAAUUGGUGGAUCGUAUACUGGAGGCGCUGGAACUAACAUUUUGUCAACACACGAAAUUUGGCGAUUACCUGAAUCGUGGACUGUCGGGUGGUGAAAAGAAACGCGCCAAUAUCGCAUGCGAGUUGUUAACCAACCCGUUGUUGAUGUUAUUAGAUGAGCCAACAUCCGGCCUUGACAGUCAUUCCGCCAUAUCGCUCAUGAAUUUUCUUAAGCGCUACGCGGUGCAAGAGCAGAAGACUGUGGUGAUCACCGUUCAUCAGCCGUCUUCGCAAAUGUUCCACAUGUUCGAUAAGCUGCUGCUGCUCUAUAGCGGUCGCACUGCAUACUUUGGUGAGGUGAAUAAUAUUUACACGUAUUUCGAAAGUAUCGGAGUUGCCAUCAAGCCACACUACAAUCCUGCGGAUUUCGUAUUGGAACAGCUCAAGUCGUACCCGAAAAUCCGCGAAAAGCUUUUCAUAGCCGCCAAAGAAUCACAUGGCAACUACUUGAAUAGAAACUGCAUUACGGUGAAUACGAACAAUCAACGCAACCAGCAGCACCACUCCAACAACACCAACAACCAUCAGUUGCACAUACGACGUAAUGGUGAUACUGCGGACACAAUGUCCCACAUUUCAACCAACACCACUACCAACAGCCCUUCUACCACCACCGAAAUUGUCCACGAGAAACCGCUCAAGCACGAUGCACUCAUCAAUGAUAUCAUCAACAACUACUACAAAGACAUACGCAACAAUCACACAAACCAUAUCAAUCAUGAUGCCAUGCUGAUCAUAAAUGAUCACCAGAACUCUAAUGAGGAGGCGUCGCAGCAGCUAUGGUAUGGCCACGAUUCCCAAUCAAAUUCGAGCGCCACGUCGAGUGAUUGCCAGCGUUACGAGAGCUGCGGCGACACCGACUGGCUUGAUUAUCCGACGAGUUUUCACACGCAAUUCUGUGUGUUGUCUAGUAGAAAUUUCAAGGAGGCCAAACCGCGUAUGUUAUCCAAGUUGAAUUGGUUCCAAACGAUCGGCUUGGCACUGAUGGCUGGUUCAAUUUGGUUUCAAAUACCCCGUACCGAGGAGUUCCUACAUGAUUUGCAAGGCUGGAUGUUCUUCUCGCAGACCUACUGGAUGCUGUUUGCGCUUUUUGGCGCUUUAAAUUCAUUCCCUGCCGAGCGCGAAGUUAUCAGCAAAGAGCGUCGUUCGGGCGCCUACAGGCUUUCUGCCUAUUACUUGGCGAAAAUGUUUGGCGAACUGCCAUUGGUGGUGACGUUGCCGACUGUUUACCUCAUGAUAUCCUAUCCGAUGCUAGGUUGUACCAGCUUUAAACUCUUCUCCUUGAUGUUGGUCUUUUUGCUGCUCAAUACAAUUGUGGCGCAAAGUGUGGGCUUCUUUAUCGGCGCCUGUUGCAUGGAUAUGAAUGUCAGCAUCACAUUGAGCGCACUCUACACCCUGGCGACACAACUAUUCGGCGGUUAUUUGUCGACACGCAUACCCGAGGGGCUCAGCUGGAUCCGCUACACCUCAAUGAUACACUACGCAUAUCAGAAUAUGCAGAUUUUGGAGUUUCGCGAAGGACCAGCGAUAAGUUGUGGCAACCCUAGUAGCUUUGAAUUCUGUAAAACUGAUAGCACAACGACGACAUUCAUUCCAUACGAGGAGAUACUCAAGGCACAAAACUCAACCUCACCGCUUUGGCUCAACACGCUUGUUUUAAUGAUGUUCUUUGUGGUAUUCCGCUGCCUCGGCUACGCAGUGCUCCGCUACGUCCGCUGCCCCAAGACGUGAUAUUCGAGCGUCCAGUGAGCUUAACGAAUAAAAGCAACUAAAAUUCACAAAAAUGUAUGUAAUACGAACCCUAAUAGAAUUUCGGCAAGUCGAUAUGUCUGCAUGAGUGUGUAGUUAUUGGACACACUUGGAAACUGUUUCGGCGACACUCGUUGGUGAU
Bactrocera oleae (olive fruit fly) is the source of this 5084-nucleotide messenger RNA. NCBI's taxonomy places the organism in Eukaryota, Metazoa, Arthropoda, Insecta, Diptera, Tephritidae. The record is from RefSeq and is a predicted model, not a curated record.